This is a messenger RNA of Schistocerca gregaria, 3379 nucleotides long. RefSeq names its product platelet endothelial aggregation receptor 1-like. The transcript has 10 exons. The record is from RefSeq and is a predicted model, not a curated record. NCBI's taxonomy places the organism in Eukaryota, Metazoa, Arthropoda, Insecta, Orthoptera, Acrididae. Bases 112 to 3114 code for a protein of 1000 amino acids.
UCGCCCAGUGGAGUGCGAACCGUCAACGCCGCGCGGCGAUGUUUCUACGCGGCGGAGUGCGACACGCACUGCUAGGCUGCCACGGCUGAGGGCGGACGACUCUGGGGAGGCAUGGCGCCGUCGCUGCUCGUCUACGUCAUCGUCGUCAUGGCAGUCAGCACCGUGUCUGCUCCUCCACAGCGAGUUCAAAACAUAUGCUACACCACAGCCAACUACAAGAAAGUAGUCACCGAAAUGAAAUCAAAGCUUUGGGGUUGGAAAACGGUGUAUUACAAGCAAACUGUGACCAAGACAGUCCCGAUGAGAGUGGCAGUUUGCUGCCGUGGAUAUCGCUCAGCCCUCAAUGCAGCAUGUGAACCAGUCUGCAAUCCUGAUUGCUCACCCCCAAAAGUCUGCGUUGCUCCAAACAGUUGUGGAUGUCCCAGCCACCUCGCCGAGGACAGUGGCGGCCGCUGUGUUGAGCGUUUGUGUUUGAAUCGGGAGUGCAAACACGGCAAGUGCAACCCAAAGGGCUUCUGUGUCUGUGAAAGUGGCUACCGUCCACAAGGCGAUAGCCAGUGCGUGCCCGAGUGUCCCGGCGGCUGUGGAGCUGGAGGGCGCUGCACCGCCCCCAACAGCUGCGUCUGCGACCCUGGCUUCCGGAAGGCACCCAACCACAUUGGCUGUGAGCCUGUCAGCUGCACAAAAGGGUACGAGUUGAAACCGAAUGGGACGAGCGGGCUGCGAACGUGUCAGCCUUCGUGCGCUUCUGGCUGCCCUUACGGAAGAUGCACCGCCCCGAACAGCUGCGAAUGUUUCGCGGGCUACCAGCAGGCCGAGACGGAAGACGGUCUGGGGACGUGCGUGGCGACGCUGCGUUGCUGGACCAAUGGCUCCGAGGGGUGCCAGUGUGUCACAGGGUACAAGCUGACAGUGAGCGACGGAGGACUACUCGAGUGCCGGCUAGACUGUGGGGCUCUGUGUGGGCCUAACACACUCUGUAGUGGACCCGGCGGGUGCAGGUGCAUGAAGGGCUACAGCGACAAUAGAUCAUUUGUUGAGAUCGAGAGGAACGAGCCCCUCCGCUGUGAGCCCGUCUGCGUUCACGGCUGUGGCGAAGGGAGAUGCGUCGCCCCCAGCAAGUGCCAGUGCAGCAAUCCGCUGAAGGUCAGGCAGACGUACACGUGUGUGAACGCCAGAUGCCACGCCCCGGGCACGUGUAGGUGCUGGCCCAACUACGAGAGCGUCCCAGGGAAGCCCAGCAGGUGCAGGCCAUACUGCGACCCACCGUGCGAGAACGGUACCUGCGUUGCACCUGGCCAGUGCAUCUGCUUAGAAGGGUACGAAUUGCGCAUCGGAAGGUGUAGACCCAAAUGUAAAAGCAACUGCGGCUACGGAAGCUGCGUAGCUCCCGACAAGUGCGAAUGUUGGACGGGGUACGAACUGGCGACCGUCGAGACAGGGCAGGUAACGUGCGUCCCACAGUGCAAACCCGCGUGCGACCACGGCGAGUGCACGGGACCCAACAAAUGCAAGUGCUGGAGAGGGUACCGGAAGAACGGUUCGUUGUGCGAGCCACUCUGCAUGCAGCCCUGUACCAACGCGGACUGCGUGGAGCCGGACACGUGUCGCUGCUGGGACGGAUUCAGCCCCGCACCCGGGGACGACACCGCCUCGGUGUGCCAGCCCACGUGCAGUACCACGUGUGUCAACGCCACCUGUACAGCCCCGAACACGUGUACGUGCCUGGAGGGGUUUGUGCGCGACAGCCGAGACACCACCGGAGCUGUCUGCAGGGUGCCUUGCCCCGCCCGCCUGUGUUCUGAGCAGCUUCGAGGGGAGGAUGGAUGCAUCGUGGCUGCCGAAGAUCAAGACUGCGUGUGUGCAAAAGGCAGGAAGCGCCCUCUCUGCAGCAGUGAGGGGCGCGGGCCACCGCCGUCCACGCGGGGCAAGGCUCUCUGGCUGCUACUGUUCCUUUUGCCUCCUGCGGUGGCCGCUGUGGCGCUGGCGGCGUUCCUCUGCGUCAGGGACAGGCGGAGGAAGUCAGCAACUGGAAAUGUGCCACCACAAAGGCUGUCGCCCGCGGCUUCUGAGCCAACGUCAUCAAAGCAUUCCACAUCAGACGAGUAUGAUGACGUCAGUGGUUACUUCGCAGCGGACACAAAGAAAUUAGUCAAACGUGUCAACGAAUGCCGGGUCCCAAACACUGAAGUCCCACGCAGCCAAGUCACCGACGAUGUGGACGAUCUGUACGAAGGAGUCUGUGGGGAGCGAAGCAGCCCCGUGUACGGUGAAAUAGGUGACGACAAGUCAUCGAGUCAUUACAGUGAGCUGAAGCCAAAUAAUACAAACACUGGAGCGGAGACGACAAGAGGAAGUCACCUCGCCUUCCAAAUGGCUGAAAACGAAUUGUAUGAGGAGCCCAGUGGAAAAGAGUGGUCUCGAGCUUCCAUACAGGUGAUCGAUAACAACUUGUACGUGCCGUACGAAAAGCAACCGGAGAGGAGUACUUUAACUGAAACGGAUCUCGACAAAAUUUACGCAAAAGUCGUUAAAAAGGGUAAGAAGGGUUAUUCGGCUAAAUUAGUCGACAAUGACUUCUACGGCCAGCCCAGCAGAAACGAACAGGAGAAUACUUUUGGGAAAGUGGCCGAGAGUGACGUGCCUCGCAGGGCUCUGCGUCAGACACUGAUCGCGCAGGAACCGGAAGGGCAUUACGAAGACGUGUCCGACGAGUUGGGACGUCCCGCAGAGCUGCGAGAGAUCCGAAAGGAUGCACUCGCUAAACAGGAAGAAGAACGCGAUUACGAAGAAAUUGGCGAUACCCGGCCCAAAGUGCUCAGUGAAAUAGUCGAUAACGAUCUGUACAAGGACUCUGGCAGUGGUGUGAACGGCAAGUGUGCCCGCCAGGAGAUGGAGGCGGACUACGCGGAAAUUGACAACAGAGUUGGCGGGAGUCCAGGUGAGAUAGUUGAGAACAGCCUGUAUGCGCAGACAGGCGGUGGUGGCGGAGGCUGCAGUGUGGGAACCGAGAUGAUUCAGAAUGACUUGUACAGCUCGAACGCCACGGACCUCGAGAAAAGCCGUUACCUGCAUACCAAGAUAAUGAAGAGGAAAGGAAAUAAGAAGUCGUGAAACUCAGGAAAGCUUAAGUGCUGGCCAAGAAAACUACUGCGGAAUGUGUACGUACUUCAGAGAGACUGGAAGAGACAGAGUGUGUGUGUGUGUUUGUGUGGGUGGGUGGGUGGGUGAGUGUGAGUGUGAGAGACAGAAAGAGAGAGAAAGAGGAGAGGAGACUGUACUGACUCAGUUUAAGUUAGGCAGUAACUUGUAAUUUGUACCUGUUUGUGCAUGUAAAUAUACGUUGACUGAGUACUACACAUUAAACCUUUGUUCAAUA